Molecule: messenger RNA, 967 nt
Organism: Lentinula edodes (shiitake mushroom)
Lineage: Eukaryota; Fungi; Basidiomycota; Agaricomycetes; Agaricales; Omphalotaceae
Exons: 6
Coding region: 128-739 (203 amino acids)
Source: RefSeq, a predicted model, not a curated record
CUUGGUCCAUCCCUGCCACUUUCCUACUUUCCCUUCCUACUUUUCCCUGCUUUUCGCUCAGAGCUGGUCUCUGCUAGUCUUUGCCUCAAGUUCUUUUCAAGCAAAACUUGCUUUCUACCUAAACCAAAUGCGGUCUCCUUUUCUCAACUUUCUCGUCCUGUCCAUGGCACUCAGUUUCACGAGUCUGCUCGUCAAAGCCGUCGCUCUUCCGCAAUCCCGCGUGCAGUCACCUGCUCCUAAAUCUGCACCAGUCAUGGGAUAUCUUUUUUUCAUGAAUCAAAAGGAUGCUCAAGCUUACGAGCGACUUGGUGGAUUUCCCCCAAGUCUUGGAAAGUAUACAAAGACUAUCUAUCCCGGCCCUACAAAUCCGUCUCUCUCGGACGGUGUCCGCGGGUGUAAAAUUCACGAUACGCAUGGAUUGAUAAAUGCUGCCCGAGAACAACGUGCCCUACACUACGAUUCUAGCAGAAUCAUUACCAAAGAGGAGCAGGAAGUCCUUGUUGGAGCUGGGCCGAUACCGCCGAUACUGUUCCGUGACAUUCAGCUUGGAAUUACGGAUCCUCCGAAAGCAAACCUCGUAAUGCAUAUACCCAGCGAGUGGAUCCAGCGCUAUCCUCCGACUUUGAAAUGUGGUCUACUUACGGAUGCGAGGACAAGUGAGAGCAGACCCACAGUCAAUUUUUUCGAGUGGGGUAUCGAGGGCUUGCCCGAGAAAUUCAAGAAACAUUCCAACUUUUAAAGGUUUAUAUCUUCCACGCCGUCUUGUAGAUUGGUUGACUACAUUAGGAAGUACUGAAGUGCAGAAUCUGAAGGAAUCUGAGGGAAUCUGGUGCUCCACUGCCAGUAUACAUAGUACUUAUUCAAGUUAUUGUAACUUGCCUGGAACUUCGUUUGAAUUUGAGAUAUGCGCUGAUACGCGAUCGAUUCUUCACUGCAUUGAGGAUAGGAUAUUUCGGAUGGAUGUCAC